AUGGUAGAUCAGGGCCCGGUGGCUGUAUUUAAAUUAGUUUUGGUUGGUGAUGGUGGUACUGGAAAAACUACGUUUGUGAAACGCCAUAUCACUGGAGAGUUUGAGAAGAAAUAUGUUGCUACUCUGGGUGUUGAAGUGCAUCCACUUGAUUUCCAUACAACACGUGGAAAAAUGCGUUUUAACGUUUGGGAUACUGCAGGGCAGGAAAAAUUUGGUGGUCUAAGGGACGGUUACUACAUACAGGGCCAGUGUGCAAUCAUUAUGUUUGAUGUCACAAGUCGUGUCACAUACAAAAACGUACCCAAUUGGCAUCGGGAUUUGGUGCGAGUUUGCGAGAACAUACCAAUUGUUUUAUGUGGUAAUAAAGUCGAUAUUCAGGACAGGAAGGUGAAAGCAAAAUCCAUAACUUUCCAUCGCAAGAAGAACCUGCAGUAUUACGAUAUAUCAGCUAAAUCCAAUUAUAACUUCGAAAAGCCAUUCUUGUGGCUUGGUCGUAAGUUGGUUGGUGACCCGAACUUAGAGUUUGUUGAAAUGCCCGCUAUGGAGCCUCCGGAAAUCCAGAUCGAUCCCAAUUUGGUCAAGCAGUACGAACAGGAAAUACAGAUGGCGGCUGAGGCACCUCUUCCAGAUGAAGGUGACGAGGACCUGUGA
Trichobilharzia regenti is the source of this 651-nucleotide messenger RNA. Lineage: Eukaryota; Metazoa; Platyhelminthes; Trematoda; Strigeidida; Schistosomatidae. The record is from the annotation of a GenBank genome assembly.